Messenger RNA from Haliotis rufescens (red abalone), 5691 nucleotides. RefSeq names its product keratin, type II cytoskeletal 1-like. The coding region runs from base 179 to 2356 and encodes 725 amino acids. The transcript has 13 exons. Lineage: Eukaryota; Metazoa; Mollusca; Gastropoda; Lepetellida; Haliotidae. The record is from RefSeq and is a predicted model, not a curated record.
GUAAACAGCAACGAUAGUGAAACUAACACGCUAGCCUUUCAGAUGUAAAUGUUAUCGGAGAACACUAUUGCCUGUGGCCUAAGCAAGGCUGUUAGCAGGGUGGCAACAGAAGCAAGCCGUAGCUUUUUGGAAUAGAAUGCUUUGGAUCUAAGUUUACUGUUUGGAAAAAAUAGCAAUCAUGCCGAAACUUGGGCGCCGGAGCGAGCAACAGCAGUUUGACUUGCAUCAUGUCAAUACAUCUACAAGGUAUGCUCCCUUUGGUACCGAAAACACACCUAUGUUCCGCUCCAAAAUAGUUGGUGGGAAACUAGUACCAGUUGUUGAGAGGCAAGCCAAUCCUUUGGUAGAUCAAGCAUUGGGUGCAGAGCAGCUUAACAACCAAGGAGGAGUGAGUCCACGCGUCUACCCUCGAGUAGAAACACUUCAUCCAAUCACAGAAAAGCCGAAUCACCUUGACCCCGCAAUGCUCCGAGAAUAUACUCGAAAAUUGCACAACGUGAAUCAGGAAUUCAAUGUUGGGUACAACCAACCAACAACUUAUGCACGAGCACGGCCCGAUUCCAAAGACUUGGGCCGAAGGUAUGUCAACCUGCCUCCUAUUGACCACAAUAAAGUCAAGAACCAGAGCUCAACUGUCUUUGAACCAGAGCCUUGGACUAGGAGGUACCAAAAUAGGACAAGUGGAAACAGCGUCAGACUUCAGGCACCAGACGACUCCGGACAGAAUUACAACAAUGGUGGCAUAGAUGGUGGCUACCAUGCUGGUGGUACCGGUGGAGGCUACAACAACGGCGGAACCAGUGUCGGCUACAAUGGAGGUUCUGGUGGCUACAAUGAUGGUAUUGGCGGUGGCUACAACAUCGGUGGCCCUGGUGGUGGCGGCUACAACAACGAAGGUACCAGUGGUGGCUACAGUGGUGGACCAAGUGGUGUUAUUGUCAAUGGCCGAGAAAGCCCAGCACUCUAUGACCCCAUGCCAUCAGAGAGAAGGGAUUACCAGCCAGACACACGUCGUCGAUCAUUGACACUGGAAGAUAAGAAAUAUGAAUUCAUGGCUUUAUUACCCAAAGAUACAUUUUUGCCAGAACAACCUCUGGGCUUAACAAGGGAUGAGGAGGCCACUGUUUUGAAGAUGGUUUCUGCAGAGCUCCAAGGAGCUGAUCCUGUCAAGUUAAAAGACACAUAUCUUGAUAUUACAGAGAACUAUGACAGAACACUAAGUGGAUGGUGCCAUUAUAAAAAUGUAUUUUUCUCACUCAAAAACAGCAAGUUGACCUUGUCAUCAGACUUGCUGCGUUUGAUAGCUUCCAUGUUUGUAUCCCCAACCAAACUGCAGGAAGUCAAUUAUGAGAAAUUCCUGUCAUUUAUCGGAACUGCGAUGAAGGAAACAAACAGCAAUGGUUGGCCAGUAGACCUUUACAGUCCUCGAUCAUACAUGUCGACUGGUAAACAAGGUCAUUACUACACAAAUCAUGUUGACGGUCCCAGGCCGUGGAGUCCUCGAGCAAGUCGUCCAUCCUCCCCGUACUAUGACAGUAACGUGGGGAAAUUACUGAACAUGGCUGAACAGCAACUUCAAGAGGAUGGCAUUGACUUCGAGGGUCUGGUGGCUCGCUUCCAGGCAGCUGACCGGGAAAUGAGAGAAACUCUUUCUGCAGAUGAGAUAAAGGGCAUCGUGUUCUCCAAGGGCGUCAGACUUCAGGAAUCUGUGAUGAACAAGAUCCUCGCUAAGUGUGAAGAUACCAAUGGAGAUGGGCAGUACAACUGGGUGAAGUUUGUGGAGUUUCUGGAGAAGGUGCAGCCAGCAAAGACUGGCCUGAACAUCCCCAGAAGUAAAAAGCCCCUAGAGUAUGCUAAGCAGGUGCCCUCUCCAGUCAGGAGCUGGCCUCGAGCUGUAGAGAACAACCCUGUCCAACAGGGACAACAGCCUGUGACACCACUGUGGAGGAAGGAUGCACCACAUGGCCAUGACAACUUGUAUGAGAAGAAGGAUCAUUAUGACAUGGAGACAGAUCAGCUGAAGAGCAACCGAGACACCAUACAGAAGCUGGACAAGGACCUCAAGCAUCUGGAGGCUGGGUAUGAGGUAAUGAAGAAGAAACUUGCAUCUCCCCGAGAUGACUCCCCUUGGUUCAAGAUGUUCAUGGAGUUUGCCAACGCCCUGUACAAGCAGGACUCCAGAAGCACAGGACUGCUCCCCGCAGAGGAGGUACUAAACUGGACCAACCUGUACAACAAGUCUUACAACCUUGACAUUCCUGAGUAUGUGAUCAUCCACACUCUCGGAGACUGCUCCAAUGGAGGCAACGUCAACAUCCACAACUAUCUGACUAAAUUGGGAAGUCGAGACUGGUGAUGUCAGACAAGAACAUAUUUCUGGCUAUGUCUGCAUGCUGCAUUAGUGACUUUUGGAUUAUUUAUUCCUAAUUUGGAAAGAAUGUUGAAUAUAUUUUCAGUCAAACCCAACUUGGCACUUAUUUGUACAAAUGUAAGAGAUCAGGCAAAUUCAAUUAUGAAUACCAUAUUUCCUUGAUUAAAAGGCCAGGCGUAUAUUUCUUUCAGACACUCUUUUACCCCUGGUGUUUAAUAAAAGAAAUAAUAAUGGGGAGAAUUCUGUGCAUGAAAACUCUCCGGAUUUUAAUCGAGGACAGGCGUUUGAGGUAAUAUGGUAUUUUGCCUUUAAUGAUUUUGUUAUUGAUCAAUAGAUUAUUUUGAAAUGCUAGGAAAUGAAGCAAAACUAUUUCAAGAAGAUAGAUGACCAUAUGUUUUUACAAACUACUGUAAAUAAUAUUAAAUAUGAAACAGAUUGAUGUCUGGUGAUAUAUAGCUUGAUGCUGUGACAAGGGAGAAAUCAGUUUAUUUCUUCAGCUUAAUUAUCUUCAAAACUGCAAGUGUUGAUGCAAGAUUAAGGACACAUUUGUGUAAAUACUGUCAAAAAUUCUGUGUAAAUAGUGUACAAGAAAACGAUUAAUUUUGCAUUCAAAUAUAUUUUGUUUCAUGAGUAAUAAUGCCAAGCAUAAACCCGUAGGAUUGAACCCCUUGAUUAAGUGUUGACUUUAAAUGAUGGGUUUUUUUCAUGAUCGAGUCCAUUUAAGUCAUCUCAAAAUGCAGUUAUGAUAUUUGCAUUUGUGGACAGACCAUUUCCAUUUCUUUGUUAUUUUUUAGUUUGAUCAGUUAGGAAUUUUGUUGUUGUCAAGGUUGAUUAAUUUAAAAAUUAACAAAAAAAUACAGCCUCAAAGACAAUUCACAAAAAGCUUAUUUCAAUAAUACACAUGUUUACAAUAUUUUUGGUGUGUUCAAAGGUUAGGCUUGGCCUGUUCAUAAUAAAGAAAUAGAAACCGGUCUGGCCUAAAUGACUCAUGCAAAUAUGUUUAAGGAAAUCAUUUGCAGCCUCUGGUGACAGAAAUCCGUCCAUCCCUUGUGCCAUUGGAGGAUCCUUGUUUGUCUUUAGACAGUGAAAUCCUCUUAUAUGUCGAUGUAUUAUCUUCUGUGAUAUCCUAUUAUUUAUUAGAUCUUCCAUUUUACCCAUAGACUAUUUUGACUUAGUUUAUUCUCAGGAACAUAUCCGUUCAUAAUAUGAUUGUGUAUAUAUGUUAUAUGACAUGGCUGUCAUGCUCUGUUACUUAUAUCAAGAGUUAUUUAUUAUGUAUACUUCAGUUGUCUGUGAUAGUUCACCAUUAUGUACACCUGUUGAAAUACACAUGGGUUGAACAUUGUUUGUACACUCAAUACAAGUUUAAACAUCAGUCAAAACAGUUUAUUUUAAUUCCACUAAUUUGCUGAUAUAUUGAUUUAUUCCAUAUUUUUUUAAAAUGUUUAUUCUGUUGUACACAUGGCAAGAGGAACAUGAGAUGCUAACAUAAUCUUCGUUUCCGAAGUGGGGACCCAAAUACUGCAGUCUACCCACAUAAUAUACUACUCAAAAGUUAAACUCCCGAUUGUUUUCAUAUGGCUAUAGUUAAUCUGUCAUGGCCAUCACAUAUUAACUAAAGUCAUAGGAAACAUCAGGUGUUCUUUAACUUCUUUUGAGUAGCAUAUUAUAUUUAUAAGGUUUUCCUUGCAUUAAUGAUAUCAACUAAAUGGACAGUAGGCUGUUUCACGAAACAUGAAAAUCUUUACAACUUACUAGUUGUAUUCAGUGUUCAAAAUUAAGCAUGAAAGUCAAGUUGUGCUUGUUGUAACCUUCAUGUUAAGAGUUAAAGAUUCAUGGGGUUCCUAGUUUCAAAUAACAUAGAAGACCUCACGGACCCCAAAAACCCCAUAAUUUUCAACACUGCAUAUUGCAUAUUCUAGCAAUCAAGAGUUGGUGACAUAUGAAGUUACUUUUAACCCCUGACACUUGAUAUAUCACUUGAUAUAUUAUUGUACCGUUCCCAGUGUCAAUACAAUCUAUUAAUGUGAAUUAAUCCAUGCUGUUUUACCUACACCUAUGAUUUCAGGUAAAACUUUGCAAUUUAGAAACACUGAGCAGUGUAUUUUGCCUGGUGCAGCAAUCUACUUUCACUGGUAGCUUUAUGUGGGGAAAAAUACUUUUGCAAAAUAGAUUUGGUUUUGAAAUCAGGCUCUUCCUUGGUGUAUGCAUUAGAUGGUUGUUGUGAAUUUAACUGUGUAUUUACUACGUUCACAAAUCAUAGAGAAAACAUCCAUUGUAAAGAUAUUUUGUGUGUGUUUACCUUAUGAAUGGAUGUUAGUGUUAAAGAAUUGUCACAAAAUGAAGCCAGUUUUAAUAUUACCUACUUUAUAAGAGAAAAUGUCAAAUAUUUAGGAAAGGUUUUGUCUAUACCAUAGUAUACCGGUAGAUGGGCAUGUUUCAUGAAAACUGCUGUGUACUUUGCUAAUAUUAGCAGUAGGUUAUCUGAAAGUUUUGAUUCCUUGAUUUAAUACACUAGUCUGAAGCCUGAGAUAAGUCAAAUUCUGUUUGGGCAACUUAUAAUAGUCCAUAUUAUUACUCUAAAAUAUGAAAUGCAAAGUUCAGCCAAGUAGACAGAAAUGAUUUUGGCAUAGAGCCACACAAUGUUGAUAUCAGUAGUCCAAAAAAGUUAUUUGAAGUCAUGACACCUGUUUACAGUGAUUUGUGCAUGUUAUUUAUUUCAAGCAGGAGUUUCACGCAGGUCAACCUUCCUCAUCAGGAAUAAAUGCUUAAACGCUUAAUCCACAGAAGUAAUGUAGUUCAAAUACAUUAUGCUGUAUAUUUGUUUGGCUUAUGUCAAAAUAGAUGUUGCUCACAAGGUGUUGAGAUGGAAAUUGAAAAAUAUAACUGCUGGAUGCAACUGAAGUCUAGGUUUAGUCUAAACACGGAACAUAAGUAAAUUUUACAAUUUGGGAGGCUGCCAGGCAAUUUCCCCCAAAAUUAUCAGCCUUGGGGAAUUCUUUAAAACAAUAUUCGAUUUUGGAUAGAAUGUAUCAUUGCAGAUUCUUUAUGUUAUGGGUGGACAAAAAAACCAUCAUCUGUCAGGAUAUAAAAGUUGCAUGUUUUGAAAAGAAAUAGCAUUACAGAAUUAGUUACCAUAUUGGGGCCAUUGUUAUACAGUGCAAACACGGUAGAAUUGUUUCAUUGGACAAAAGUCACAGAACCAAGAAUAUGGAUGAAAAUCUAGGUAUACUUCAAAAUGUUCUUUGAUACUACGCGACUUCUGCAUAUUAUUUCUAAUCUGUAUUGUGUAGAAUAAACAUCUAUUUCUAGAUGAUUGA